Molecule: messenger RNA, 1883 nt
Organism: Pogona vitticeps (central bearded dragon)
Lineage: Eukaryota; Metazoa; Chordata; Lepidosauria; Squamata; Agamidae
Source: RefSeq, a predicted model, not a curated record
GCCUCUUCUUGCAAAAUGACAGCAGGAGUUCAGACGCUCGCUCGAUCUCCCAGUGGCCAACGCACAAGGAGGGAGGAUUGUUCUUCCAAGUGGAAUUUAUCAUAAGAUGUGUUGUGUCAGCUAAAACUCAGGCAAGAGAGACAUCACAAUGACACAAGACUGGCCUUUUGGAAUAUAAAUACUGUACAGUUGUAAAACUGAAGGACAGCAGGGCUUGGAAGGUGAUUUGCAGUUUCAGAAACAGACCUGAAGAUUUUUGGAAAUUGUGAAUAAGGCACGUCAGGAAUAGCUGAAAAUGUGUCCCUUAUAGCAAGAAGGCUUCUAAACUGAUUACAGCAGAAAAAAUUAAGCCUGGAUCCAAGCUGCCUUCGAGAAGAUGCCAAAGCUAAGAAUGAGAGUAAAGGCCUUGAGUCCACACCGCCCAGGCCCACAAGAUGGAUCGAAGGAGGAAGAAGAGGGAAAGCCUCCAGUCACUCAGCAUGGAGUCACUGAGGACUUGGCAAGAUGGCCGACAUGGCCUCAGGUGAAACAGGAACCCGAUGAUAGCCUGUCAGAACAUUUGGAAGCUGAGUGGCAAGCAUUUCUGAAGGCCACCCCGUCCCUUUGGUCCAGAUCUGAACACCCAUCCGUGUCGGAGUGCCCAUUACGGAGCCGCGCAGAGGCUUCGCUCGAGAGAUCCCCUGAGCCGUGCUCGGCUCCUCAAGGGAAACGGGCACCGUCUAGGGGGGCGACCCUUGGCAACGGGGCCCCACAGGCUUCGUGUUUCCUGGACACCAGCGUGGUGGGUUCCUCCAGGAGGUCAGGAGGUGACUCUGUGGGUGGCGAGAUGCAGGACCCACGGCGGUGCUCCCAAGAUGCUGAGGCGCUGGGAGAGAUUUGUGGCAGGCUCCGGGAGGUUUGCCGACAAUGGCUGAAGCCCAGGAUGCCCAGCGAGGAACACAUGCUGGAGCUGGUGAUCCUGGAGCAGUUCCUCUCCGUCCUGCCACCGGACAUGCAGAGCUGGGUCAGAGAGCAGCAGCCGGACGCUUGCCCCCGGGCGGUCUCCUUAGCAGAGGCUUUCCUCUUAAGACGCCAAGAGGAGAAAGAGAAGGAGGAGCUGGAGGUCCCGGGGCCAUUUCGAAUGAGGGCUGUGAAUUUCCCCACCGUGGAGGACACGCUUUCGAACCCGCGGCAGAGGCAUCUCAGCAGGGAGGGAAAGCUGAAGGGAGACGGACUGGAAAACUUGCUGGGCUGGUCAGUUUUUCACAGUGUGAAGAAAUCUGUACGAAACUUGAGAAGCUACUAAACUAGGGUGUCAUUGAAAAAUUUUGGAGCCUCUUAUCAUGAAACCAUCUUCCUGAGCCCUUUUCCAAUGGAUCCCUCGGAUCUCAGUGCUUUUCCUCGAGGUGGAGGAAGCUGUUAGAUGCCAGGAUUUACUCCACUAGAUUUCAGAGAAGGAUAGCCGUGGUAAAACUCUUUUCUCCUAGCUGCCACCAUUCCCCUUCUACUGGUUAAAUUUUGUGAGCACAGAGAACACUCUUAACAUGCCCUUAGAACCUCUUGGUCAAACUGCCAGGGACGAGAUUGAGAAUCCAGGCUUCCCGAAUCUAAUCUCCAGAACAAAAGUCUUUUUGAAAGUUUAUUAGAAAAGAAAAGAAAAUGGAUAAAAACAAGAUGAAGGAUAAAUAUGGCUGAAUGCUAGGAAAUAAAAAAGUCAGAAAAUCAAGAAACAGUCAAUAAGAAACAGGCUUUUGGACAUUAGCAAAGAAAUACUUGCUUUAAAAGAGAAAAGAAUUAAUUUGGCUUGGGGUUACAUUUGCCCUUUCCUUUCCUCCUGCACUGACUUUCUACUAGCCCCCUGUGAGGGUCCGCCUGUUACGUCCUCCCCCGCCCCAAUAAACCAG